Fusarium keratoplasticum is the source of this 1581-nucleotide messenger RNA. RefSeq lists its product as uncharacterized. Gene Ontology annotation, cellular component: endoplasmic reticulum. Gene Ontology annotation, molecular function: ubiquitin binding. Lineage: Eukaryota; Fungi; Ascomycota; Sordariomycetes; Hypocreales; Nectriaceae. The transcript is spliced from 2 exons. The coding region runs from base 1 to 1581 and encodes 526 amino acids. The record is from RefSeq and is a predicted model, not a curated record.
AUGGCCGAAGCCGACAUUGACUUGGGACAGUUGUCCUCUAGUCAGCAAGAGGCCCUCAACCAAUACACCCAGGUCACAAAUCAGGAAGUUAGUGAUGCUAUUCCGCUUCUUCGGCGGUCUGAAUGGAAUGUUCAGAUCGCCAUUGCCAAGUUCUUUGACGGCGAAGCUCCCGACCCCAUAGCUGCAGCGCAACAAGAGAUUCCUCGGGCGACGGCGAGACAUGAAAACCUUCAGGAGAGUUUGUUAGCAUCGUCUGCCCGAUCCCCCCGAGCAUCGCCAAGGCAGCGCACCGACCCAGCUCCGAGAAUCGUCCCCCAGAACCCCGUCACCGGGCGAUCGCCCUGGAUCAUAGGACUUGUUCUUGCACCAUUUGGCUGGGGAUGGAGGGCGGCUUCGACUCUGUUCCGCACUUUGAUAUAUGUCUUGUCUUUCUUGCCCGCAUCGAUCCGACCUCGGGCGGUGACGAGUAGGAUAUCGACAGGUUUCCGGGGUACCAACGGACGCCGACCACUUAUGCCGCGAGAUACAGCUGCGAGAUUUAAACGGGAGUUUGAGGAAGAAUAUGGAGAGAACGAGCUACCCUUCUUUGAAGGCGGCGUUGCCCAGGCGCAUGAUCUGGCCAAGAAAGAGCUUAAGUUUAUGCUCGUUGUGUUAAUGUCCCCCGAGCACGACGAUACCGAAUCUUUCGUCAAGGACACCCUGCUCUUCCCAGACGUGGUCGAUUUUAUCAAGGAUCCCGCAAAUAACAUUAUCCUAUGGGGAGGAAACGUUUUGGAUUCAGAAGCAUAUCAAGUCGCCCAAGAGUAUGUGUGCACCAAGUUCCCGUUCUCGGCACUGGUAUGCCUCACUCCCAAGGAGGGUAGCACCCGCAUGGGAAUAGCGAAGCGACUUGUCGGACCUAUGCCGCCGGCGACCUACCUCUCAGAGUUGCGAGCCGCUAUCGAGAAGUACGGCGCCGACCUGGAAGGGGUAAGGGCAGAGCGAGUCGCACAAGAGGUGACGAGGAAUCUGCGAACUGAGCAGGAUUCUGCAUAUGAGCGAUCUUUGGCUAUUGACCGAGAACGCGCACGUCAGAAGAGGGAGGCAGCUGCAGCUGCGGUGGCAGCGGAGAAGCGGGCUCAAGAGGAAGCAGAGGCAGCAGCAAGACUCGAGGAGAAGCGACAACAAUGGCGAGCAUGGAGGGCCACAACUAUCGUGGCCGAGCCUCCUGCCAGCGAUAAGAGCGUUGUGCGGGUUGCACUCAAGAUGCCCGAGGAGUCAGGUAUUGGCCGAAUCGUCAGACGCUUCCCCCAAGACGCUUCUAUGGAAGACCUAUAUGCCUUUGUGGAGUGCUACGAACUUCUGCAGGAGGAGAAUCCAGAAGGAAGUGACAAGCCGGAGGAGUACGAGCACGAGUACAGGUUCCGAAUCGCAUCGAUUCUCCCGCGGAUGGUGUACGAGCCCACGACCACGGUGACGAUGGGAGAGAAGAUCGGGAGAUCAGGAAACCUCAUCGUGGAGGACAUAUCACCGGACUCGGAUGAGGAGUCGGGGGACGACGACGACGAUGACGAAGAUGAAGAGGCGGAGGGGCAACAGUAG